Messenger RNA from Drosophila ficusphila, 1046 nucleotides. RefSeq names its product serine protease grass-like. Gene Ontology annotation, molecular function: serine-type endopeptidase activity. The record is from RefSeq and is a predicted model, not a curated record. Gene Ontology annotation, biological process: proteolysis. Bases 1 to 957 code for a protein of 318 amino acids. The transcript is spliced from 3 exons. NCBI's taxonomy places the organism in Eukaryota, Metazoa, Arthropoda, Insecta, Diptera, Drosophilidae.
AUGGACUUACUCUUCGCUUGUCUAAUUCUCGGAAUCCAUGGAUCUCUUGCCUACAGCUUGCUGGAUCCGAGCUGCGUAGAAUACCCGAGAGUAUCCCCCCUAAUUUACGGAGGGGAAGCCACUGAUAUAUUGAAUAACCCGUGGAUGGUGCAGAUACUUAAAGCUGGGAGACAUCAUUGUGGCGGAUCGUUAAUAACCCCCCAAUUUAUUUUAUCAGCGGCGCAUUGCCAAAGCAAAUCAAAUUUAACAGCGCGUUUGGGUUAUAGUGGAAACAGCAAAAGAAAAGUCUGCAGCGAUGGAAAGUGCAGUUCGGCGAGUGUGGAAAUCAAUUUGGAUAGAACCUUCGUGCACCCAAACCAUUUCAAUUAUCUUUAUUAUGACAUUGCUAUAUACAGACUGGAAAGGCCAGUGCAAUUCAAUGGUAAGCGCAUAGAUUUUGCGAACUUAAGAGCUCAAGUACUCAUGAAUCGCUUCCUCUCAGCUCAAAUAAAACCGAUCUGUGUUAUACGCACGUUCUACAGGGAAUCCCAAACGAUGAUUUUACAAAACGUCGGUAGGUUUAAUGUGACUGGCUGGGGACUAACGAGCGAAGGAGAGAACAGCCGAGUCCUUCAGAUAACCAGCUUAGCCCAUCUCGAUCGGCAGUUCUGCACGACAACCUUUAGGAUGAAUAUCGACGAGGAUCACAUCUGCGCUGGCGAUGUGAACACCGGCACUUGCAACGGAGACUCUGGGGGACCCUUGAGUGCCAGGAUGGAGUUCGAGGGCAAGGUGCGCCCCUUUCUGUUCGGCACCACCAGUUACGGAGCUCCUGGGUGUCGUACGGCCAGUGUUUUCACGAGUGUUAUGGCAUUCUCUGACUGGAUUUCAAACGUGGUUUAUCUUAACACCCCCCGAGAAGACCGCUCCACCAACUACUUUGGCCAACGAAGGACGCGAAUGUAUCCAAAUUCAUAAAACAAUAUCAAUGAUCACUUUGCGGACUUGGAAAGUUUUUUGAAAUUUUGUUUAAAAAUACAAAACCAAUGAUCUAUCCCGGUAAUGAA